Messenger RNA from Rotaria sp. Silwood2, 552 nucleotides. Lineage: Eukaryota; Metazoa; Rotifera; Eurotatoria; Philodinida; Philodinidae. The record is from the annotation of a GenBank genome assembly.
AUGACAACAUCUCAAUCUGAAGCAAAACGUUAUUUAAUUGAGGAAAAAUAUUUAUCAUUAGAUAAUAGAUUUACUAUAACAGAUGAUUUGGGAAAUAUUCAUUAUAAAGGUAAUUCAACAUUCUUUGCGAUAGGUGAUAAACUUUUACUUACUGAUGAACAAGGCAAUGAAGCAAUUAGAAUUCGUCAAGAAAGUUUUCACAUUCAUCUAACAUAUAAAUUAUUUUCUGUUCGUUUUGGUGGUACUGAACAUCAAAUAGCAUUAAUUAAAAGAAUUGGUCCAUUACGGCAACAGAAAUUAGAAAUUAGUUCUAAUGAUGGUGAAUAUAUAUUGCAAAAGCAACAUGGUCUAUCCUCGAAUGAAUUUACUUUAACGAAAGAUUCUAGUACCGUAGCAGUUGUAACAAAAGAUGCUUCGCCUACAAAAAGCUUUUAUUGGGUAGAUAUCAUCGAUAACAAAGAAAAUCAUGCAUUUAUAUUAGCUAUUGUGAUUGUUCUUGCAUGUGUACAACGUUCACCAACUACUCAUAUUGCAAUGCCACUUAUGAAUUGA